Molecule: messenger RNA, 3125 nt
Organism: Polyodon spathula (Mississippi paddlefish)
Lineage: Eukaryota; Metazoa; Chordata; Actinopteri; Acipenseriformes; Polyodontidae
Gene: cdc42se2
Product: CDC42 small effector 2
Exons: 5
Coding region: 546-797 (83 amino acids)
Biological process (GO): regulation of Rho protein signal transduction
Cellular component (GO): plasma membrane
Molecular function (GO): small GTPase binding
Source: RefSeq, a predicted model, not a curated record
CCUGAUUAUUCUCUAAUUCAAACCCGGCAGAAACAGCAGCAGCAGCAGCAGCAGCAGCAGCAGCUUUUCAAUCUUCUUCGGCAGUAGAGUGAGUCGCCAUCUUCAUCGACCUCUUUGCUUCCUUUACCUCUCAUAUUCAGUUUACACGCUCACGUUACAUUGGGAAAGCUGUGCACGUCCACCAAAUGACACAGACGCUUUAUGUUUUUUAAAUCACAUUGCACAUUGGGGAAAAUCAUUGCACUGGGAACGCUGAAGGCAAGGGGAUAUAGGUUGCGUUGCACAGGCUUGUGGCAAGGGGGAUAUACGGUGGGAGGAGGGUUACCAGUGGUGACAGCGUGAUCCACAUCUCCAGGCAGGGACCCACUUUCCAUUCCCUGUGUUGGAUUGGGCAGCUUCAUCACUAGACAUACAGAGAACUACCUGCAUUUGUUUAGCCUCCUAAACUAAUCUGAACAAGCGUCUACACUCUGGAGCCACAUCCAUUGGAAUUUGCCUUUUUUGUUCUGGACCAGUAGCAGUUAAACAUAUAAGGACUGUUAGUCAUGAGUGAAUUCUGGUUGUGCUUCAACUGCUGUAUUGCGGAACAGCCUCAGCCGAAACGGCGACGGCGGAUCGACCGCAGUAUGAUCGGGGAGCCAACGAACUUUGUGCACACAGGCCAUGUGGGAUCAGGAGACCUUUUCAGUGGGAUGAGUUCAGUGAACUCUAUUCAGAACCAAAUGCAAUCUAAGGGAGGUUACGGAGGUGAUGCCAUACCAGUAAACGUUCAGCUUGCAGAUACAAAAGCAGGAUAGCGUACGAGUAUGUUUGUUUGGUUCCUUCUGUGUGUGUGUGAGUAUGUCUCCCUUUUGCCUUUGGUGACUGCUUUUCGUGUUCCUCCUAAUGAGAAAGAAGUGAUGGUCCGUCAUUCAUCCUUCAUCCCUGUGACUGGUUCUUCAAGGCAAAAAAUACAUGACAGUUUGCUAUUCUGCUCUGAAGAUGUUCUGUUGGAACAAUUCUGCCCUGCCUUUCAGCAGCUCACACAGGCUUGCCUGAACAGACAUGGACAGUAUGCUUCUCCCCCUAAAUCUAAACUACUACAGAUAUUAGCAUGACCUUUUUUUCCUGCAAGUGCCAGUGCUAAGUGUUACUAUGCUUUUUCCUUUUUUGUAAUUUCUGUUCUCUGUGUUUUAAAGUUGUUAAUGUUUGAAGGUCUGGAACCUGCAAACGCAAUGUUUUUUUUUUUUUAAAGUAUUUCUUUCUUUUUUUUGCUCUCCCUGUUUGGCUGUCAGCAUAGUAGUUGACCGCAUAUUAAUGAAAUAGCUUUGUACGGUGGCCUGUUGGUGCCAAAAUGCCUGUUGCUGCGGAAUGAAGAUACUGUUGCUGACAGGAAAUAAGCUCUAAUAUUGGCACAAGUUGAUGCCAAGCCAGAGGAAAUAGAAUUGUAACCUAGCUGCUUAACAUUUGUUCUCUGCUCAGUUUGUUUGUUUGUUUGUUUGUUAGUUUGUUUUGUUUUGUUUUAAUGAACUGGUCUCAAAAUAAAAUAAUUGGCAUUGAAAUUGUAUUCUGCUGUAAAUGUUCAGUAUACUUGAUUUUAAAGAAUCUGACUCAGAGUGUGCAACAAGUAUAUAGUUAUGUGUAUAAUACAGUGAUGUUAUAGUGCUCAGUACUGAUGUGGCAACAAUAUAUGACAUUAAGUCUUGCAGUCUUCUGCAGAAAGAGUCUGAUCUACUGCCUGCGUUAUUAACUUUACACUUCUUUUUAAUAAACCUUUCAAAAUAAAUGUCAGCUUUUGUGUACUAAAUGUUUAGGGUCCAUGCAGGUUGCCAUGGGCAACAUUUUGAGCUAUCUGAACAAAUGCCAGUACAAAUAUUAUCAACAAACAGGGUGACUUCUUCUUACUAUGUUACUUAAGGAUGUUUUGCUCAGGUUAAAGGCAUGUUCUAACUUCAAGAGUUGUGUACAUUGUAUAAUAAUAUUGCACUGUUUUCUAAUGUCAGUGUAAAGUGUAUAUCUAGAAGAAUAUAAAAACACAAAUGAAACCUGUACAAUAAGGUUGCUCACUGGUUAGCUACAAGCAUUUUUUCAAACACUUUUAACAUGUUGCAAAAACAAUGUAAAUCAUGAAUAAUUAAGCUUUAUAAUUGUUUGAGGUACUGUGUAUAAGCUCACUUAAAAAAAUAAAAAAAUAAAAAUAAAAAAGGAAAAUUCCUUUAUGAAUCGAAAGAACUGGCUUUCUUUGUAUGAUAAUCUGAGGAAAUUGGUAUAGUAGAGAUUGCAUUUAAGUAAAAAAAAAAUCUUCAUCUGCCAAAUUUUCUCAGUUUUUUCUUUUGACAGGCCUUCCAACUUGCCUUGUAUUUCCUGUUUACUCAGAUCCAUAGAUACUCAUUUAAAGGGGUUUGUGCUGUGCUAUAUGGAGAUAGUGCAGCUGGGCUUGCUAUUUUUCCUGAAAGAAGUCUGGAUAAUGCCACCACUCUUGAUCAAACACAUUUAAGAAAAAAGUAAAUAAAACAACAACACUUUUGUGUCCAAUUUUCUAACCCCCGAUGCCAUGUGGCUCUCAAGUGCUACUGUAUGUGUGUAAUAGUGUAUGCCGCUCCCUGUGGUCAUUGUAUUUAUUUGUUUAUUACUGCCUGUUUUCAAGUGUUGCAUGGCAAGCCACAGAUUGGGUCUGUCAAUGUUUCAGCACUGAUUGGUUGUGUCUCGCUCUUGGGCCAUAUGGCAGGGACAAACAUUCGUUCCCUCUGUGUUUGCGCGUGUGGUAUUAUUUCUGAAGCCCCACUAUGAAAGCACUUGGAUGUUUCGUUGUUGUGAUUUGUCAUCCAAAUGUGGACAAGACAUUUUAAAUAAAAAAAAUGUGUAACAAAGCCCUUUAGGAAAAAGCUCUUUAAUAAAUUGAUGGUUAUUUUAAGCACAAUAAUUAUGAGUUUAAGGUGGACUGGUGUUUGCAAUAAAGUGUAAACAUUGAGAGAUAUAUGGUGACACCUUUGCCAACCUUAUGGUGAAAUCAUUAUUCUUUCUACCAUAUUGAUCCGGCAGUGAUUGUUUCUGCCUUUUGACUCAGUAGCAAGGAAAAGGAGAAUACACUUGCAUAUUUUUUUAUGAUGCAUAUACAUUUUGUACACCAUUCAUCCCUAAGUACA